Messenger RNA from Closterium sp. NIES-65, 2691 nucleotides. The record is from the annotation of a GenBank genome assembly. NCBI's taxonomy places the organism in Eukaryota, Viridiplantae, Streptophyta, Zygnematophyceae, Desmidiales, Closteriaceae.
AUGGAGGAUGACAACUUUAGAGGUGACAUUACGGAGGAUGAAGAUUUGAGAGGUGACAAUAGUGAAGGUGUUACUAAUGUCGCUACUUGGCAGAAGAAUGAUGACGACUCGAGUGAUGCUGCUGCUACUUUAGCUGCUGCUCUUGCCUCGGCCUAUGGGGGGGUGGACGAAGGAGACGAGGAGAUGGGGGAGGAGGAAGAGGAGGAGGAAGGAGCAGAGGAAGCAGAGGAAUCAAAGGGUGCAGAGGGAACAGAGCGAGCAGAGGAAGCAGAGGGAACUGAGGGAACAGAGGGAGGAAGGGAAUCAGCGGGAGCAGAGGGAACAGAGGGAGCAGAGGGAACAGAGGAAACAGAGGGAGCAGAGGAAGCAGGGGAAGCUGAGGGAACAGAGGGAGCAGAGGAAGCAGCGGGAGCGAAUGAUUUGGUGUGUGGCGAUGCAGAGGACAUGAGGCGUGGGGAAGAAGAGAAGGAAGAGGACGAGGAGGAUUUGGUGGUUGGUGAAGCGGAGGAGAUGAGGCGAGUGUGGGAGGCUGCUGCUAAGGCGAGGCAAGCCAAGAGGCAAGCGCAGUGGCACAUGGAGCAGCAGCGGCAGCAACAGCAGCAGGGGCAGCAGCAGCGGCAGCAACAGCAGCAGGGGCAGCAGGGGCAGCAGCAGCGGCAGCAACAGCAGCAGGGGCAGCAGCGGCAGCAGGGGCAGCAGCAGCAGCAGCGGCAGCAACAGCAAGGGCAGCAACAGCAGCAGCAGCAGCAGCAGCAGCAGCAGCAGCAACCGCAGGGACAGGAGCAGCAGUGGCAGCAGCAACUGCAGCACCAACAACAACGGCAGCAGCACCACCACCACCACCACCAGCAGCAGCACUCCCAGCAGCGGCAGCAGCAGCACCACCACCAACAACAACAACACAACCAGCAGCAGCAGCACCAGCAGCAGCAGCAUCGGCAGCAGCAGCAGCAUCAGCACUACCAGCAGCAGCAGUGGGUUGAGGCUGAGAGUCUUAGCAGCGAUGAGGACAAGGGUCAAGAAGAGCUCGCUGGUAGCAGCUCUAGCAGCCCUGAGGACAGCAGUCAUGCUGAACUCUCCUCGUUUGUUGCUGCCUCGUUUGGAGGUGCUUCGUUUGGUGCUUCUUUGUUUGGUGCUGCUUCGUUUGGAGUCAAGGGAGUCAAGGGAGUGAAAGGGGUCAAUGGAGUGAAGGGAGUAAAUGCAGUCAAGGUUACAGGUAGAGGGGCAGAGCAGGGAGCAGAGCAAAGAGCAGAGCAGAGGGCAGAGCAGAGGGCAGAGCAGAGGGCAGAGCAGAGGGCAGAGCAGAGGGCAGAGCAGAGGGCAGAGCAGAGGGCAGAGCAGAGGGCAGAGCAGAGGGCAGAGCAGGGAGCAGAACAGAGAUCAGACGCCUCCACUGCUAAGGCUAGGGCGAGCAGGCGUGAAGCAGCUGCUGGGCGUUCAGCUGCUGCAGGAGGUGCGGGGAGGGGUGGGGAUGGUGGGACUGUUGGGAUUGGUGGGAUUGGUGGGACUGGUGGGGGUGCUGCAGCAGGUGGGGGGACUGGUGGUGCAGUUAGGGGUGGCAGCAGUGGGUCAGAAGGGAGCUUUGAGGCGCGGGUUUUCAGAGCGUCUGCAGCCCAGCGGGCUUCUGGUGAAGGGAUGAUGGGAGGGCGGAGAGUGGUAGGUAAGAGAGGAGCAGACGGGUCAGCAGAAAGGGCAGGAGAAGGGGCGGCAAAAGGGGCAGCAGAAGGAAUGUACGCAGCAGUUGACGGGGUGACAGAAGCAGCUGGUUACAGAAAGGCACAAAAUACAAAAGCAGCAGAUACGGCAACGGCUGUCGCUGCAGCAGAGAGGAUCGGGGGGGAAGCGGGAGCAAGCAUGGGCGCAGCAGGAACUGAGAGAAAGACAGCAGCAGGAGAAGCUGCAGACACUACAGGAGCAGCGGACAGGAGAGGGGUUGGAGCUGCAGAUGGGAGAGGGGUUGAAGCAGCAGAGAGGAAUUGCGUAGGAGUAGCAGGCAGGGGUUGGGUCGAAGCAGCAGCAGCAGCAGCAGCAGCAGCAAAAAUGGAUGUGGAGAGAGAGGGAGGCACAGCAGCAGGAGCAGCAGAGGAAGAGGAGCAGCGGCAGGGGAGUUUGAGUGGAGAGAAGAGGGAAAGGCGGAAUGGGUUAAGAGAGACUCAAGAUCUAACUGGAGGGUCCGAUGGAGGGCACAAAACGCCAAAGAAGCAAAGGAGGGAUGAUGGAUUGAAGGAUGGUCGGAUGACGGAUGGUGGGAUGAAGGGUGGAGUAGACAAGACGGAGAAGAGAGAGAGGGAGGUUGCGGUCGAGAGGGCAUCUGGUCUAAAGGAGCAGCUGAGAGCAUCAGUCCACACUGACCUUGCCAAGCGCAUGGCAGGGUGCCGUGACUUUGCGUCAGUCCUUGAUAAAAUCGGGAUAAAAGUGGAUGGCAUGCCGCAACCAUCCACUCAGCAGGUUGAAGCAUCUUUCAAGAAGGCGCUGCUUCGGUAUCACCCGGACCGGAUGGCGAGGCUCGGAGCAGGGGCGGACGUUCGGAAGCAGGUAGAGGCAGAGGAGACCUUCAAGAUGAUGCUGGAGAAGAAGAAAACGCUUCCCCUUGUUGCACCACCGCCUGCCCCACCUGCUGCUGCCCCAGCUUACCCAGAUUUUGGUCUGCCCAAGUAUCACAAGUUUGGCAGGAGACGUUAUUAUUACUAA